UGGCCUCCCUAGGGCCCUCACGGCGGCGGGAGGUGUCCGGACGUCCCCCGCGGGCGGCCCCUCCGCCUCUCCCGGCGGCCUCCUCCCGCCCGGCACGGUGGGGAGGCCCCGGGCCAGGCUGGUGCGGAGCAGCGCCGGCGGCCAGACAAUAAGGUUUCCCUGGCCGCCGCCGGCGGGGCCCUGGGGGCCGGCAGCGGCGCGGGGCCUGGCCUGGCGGUGUCCGGGCUGGGAGUGACUCAGGGGUUUGCGAGCAGCGGCCCGGCCCCGCCGCUUGGCUGCGCACCCCCGCCCGCCGGCGCUGCUCCUCAGCCCGGCAGCCUCCGGGUCUUUUGUGUUCCGGUGUCCUCGGCGGAGGAGGCGGGGGGACAAUUAAGACGUACCGCGCUGCGGGCGCUUGGCAGCGGCUCCCCUUUUGUCUGACUCACCCGGCCGGGUUUCACCCUCCUCGGGAAGCGCCCGGUGUCGGUCCGCCUUCUCCGUAUCGACCCCUCCGCCCCGCUGCCCCCGAGCGCGGCCGUGCAGGGGCGAGCGCCCCGAGCAGCCUCGGUGAACCCCCCUUCUGUUUUGUUUCUGUGUGUCUCUUGUUUAAUUGUGGUCCCUCUUCGAGAGGAGGAUGUUGAAGUAAAUAAGUAUUUAGGUCAGCAAGCCCAUCGCUGACGCAGUUCCCGGGUUUUAUGGUUGAUUUCGGUGCAUAUUGGAGCCUUUAUUUCCGUCGUUACGCUAAAAUGUGGAAACGCCCGGCGGGAGCGGCGGGGCCUGCGGCAGGGAGCCGGGCUGUGCCCGCUGCUGCCGGGAUGGCCCGGCCGUCGCCUCGGGGGCGGCUUAGGUGCGCGGCCUGGGUCGCUGACGGGAUUGACGUUCCCCUCAGAGUUUGGCUGGUAACCGCGAGGAUGAGCGGCGUGAAUUGCUGUUGGGAGUUAACACGUUGAAUAAAAGGUCUCCUGUUUGUGUCGGGGGGUCCCAAGGCUAAGCUGGAGCAUCCCUGACGUUAAGACCUCCCCUGAUGGUGGUAGAACAAGACCUUUUUUUAAUUGUCUUUUUUUUUUUUCUGCCCCCGAAGGGGAACAGCUGGGUUUAACCACCCACCCUCAAGGUCGCGGGGCGCACUUGAGAAGCGGUGGCCGCCCGCUAGGCCCCCGAUCACACCCAGCCGUCCUCCGUGCGCGCCGCGAACUGGCGGCGAAAAUGGCUGUUGGGAGAUGACGGGUUGGUGAUGCUGCAUUUUCUGGAUUGAGUUUCAGCAUCCGCACUCCCCGCUCCCCCCUGGAAGGAACGGAUAAUCGGAUUUCGCCGCCGCCUCCUCCCGCCGCAGGCGUGCCGGGGCCCGGUGGAUCGCGCAGGAGCCGGCAGCCUGCGGUAGAUAUAAAUAGGAGCUGAUUUCAGAGGGCCGGUGGCGGCGGCGGAGCGCCCCGGCCCCCUGCGCCCGUCACGUCGCAGCCGUCUGACAGGCGGAAGCGCAAGCCCUUGCCCAUGUGACGGGCGGGCCCGGCCGGCGGCGGGCAGCCGCUUCUCUGGGGAAGCGGGACCGAGCUGCAUCGAGAUGACUCAGGAGACAAACCAGACCCCAGGGCCCAUGCUUUGUAGUACAGGAUGUGGAUUUUAUGGAAAUCCUAGGACAAAUGGGAUGUGUUCUGUUUGCUACAAAGAGCAUCUUCAGCGACAGCAGAAUAGUGGUAGAAUCAGCCCAAUGGAUUCUUGUUAUAUAGGAACAGCCAGUGGUUCAAACAGUCCUACCUCAGACUCUGCAUCUGUACAGAGAGCAGACACUAACUUAAACAACUGUGAAGGUGCUGCUGGCAGCACAUCUGAAAAAUCAAGAAAUGUGCCUGUUGCCGCUUUGCCUGUAACACAGCAAAUGACAGAAAUGAGCAUUUCAAGAGACGAAAAAGUAACGCCGAAAAAAGAGGCUGAGCCAGUUGUUACUCAACCAAGCCCAUCGGUUUCUCAGCCUAGUACUUCACAGAGUGAAGAGAGAGCUCCUGAACUGCCCAAACCAAAGAAGAACAGAUGUUUCAUGUGCAGAAAGAAGGUUGGCCUUACAGGAUUUGACUGCCGAUGUGGAAACUUAUUUUGUGGACUUCACCGUUACUCUGACAAGCAUAACUGCCCUUACGAUUACAAAGCAGAAGCUGCAGCAAAAAUCAGGAAAGAGAAUCCAGUUGUGGUGGCUGAAAAAAUCCAGAGAAUAUAAAUUAAGCUGCUUGCAAAAAGACUGACUGACUUUUUGUUUUGUUUUUAAUAUAACAUAGGAAAACAUGAAAGAGCAGGUGCAUGGCCAUUUUCCUUUGUUCUCCAAAGUUUUACUUUUAGUCUUGUCUGUCUUAAUGAUAUUUCAGAAAGUUUGAGUGUUUGUUACAGGCAGGAUUGGAUUGAUACAGCCCUUGAAAAUAUAUAUGCCCUCCCCAGAAUAUAAUUGGAUGAUCAGAAACCUGCACAGGAAUGCAUAUGCACAAAGGAGAGACUUUCUAGUUCACAUGUGCCAAACAGAUGUAUGCUAUCUGCAUGUUUGCAGCAGAUCUGCCUUUUGAAAAGUGUUUGAGGUAUAUAAUCUUCGGCUAGUGUUACGUGCCUGUUAUGGAGAAGGAUACAUCAAAAAUGUUGGCAGUCUACUUUUAUCACUUAAAAUCUCAUUCUAAGUUUAGUUUCCACACUCCCAUUGUUUUCCAGCAGAAUGUAAGCUAUGUAGAAAGGUCCACCAUCCCAGUAAGAUGAGUGUUGGUGCCGUAUUUAGGAAAGUCACUUACCAGUUGCAUUGAGGAACAGGAAAAAAUCAGAUACGUAUGAGAACAACACUGCUUCAGAAACAAUUACAUUAACUUUAAAAUAAUGAAAAUAGGUUCCCAAAGGAAAUGUCCUGCUAGGAACUUAUGAACUGGCCUGCAACAGAGUUGUCUGCUUUUCCUUGCAUAGCUAAAAAUGUUGUGUAGCACAAUACUGUACGAUUGGUUUACAGAAAAAGUUAACAUUUGUUUUCAUACAUACCACAGCAGCUCUAUCAAGCAACAUGUCUGAAUAAGUUGCUGAAGUAUUAGAGCAGUUUAUUAUUCAUACACUACUUAUGUUCUAUGUGUUCUGAGUUCAAAAAGAAUAUUAGGAGUUAAUUUUUUCUAAUUUUAAAUGUAACAGUUUCACCGUUCUGCAUGGAAAACCAUACCCAACGUGGCUACUAUAGACUUAAGUGGUAGCUGGAACCACUCUUGGAGGGCUGCUUUAUCAUUUUUAAUUGUACUUGGGUGUAGGACUGUAGUGUUCUUGGGUGUAUUGCAUGGGCUGCAUUAUCUACAGCAUUGUACAAUAACAACUCUAGAAAAGGCAGUAUACUUCACUGAUGCUUGUCUGGUAAUAUCACUUCUGUGUUAUAAUGGAAGGGGUUUUUGUGAUGUAUGAAACUUGUGUUUUUUUAUAUAAAACAAGUACAGUUUAGACUAGUGUUGUGGUAAUGCCUGUUCUCAUCUGUAAAUAGUUACGUAUGUACACAAGGCGCUACUCCUGACCUUUCGAUUUUUAUUGCAGUGUUCAGUCUUAGUUUUUACUUCACUAUUAAAAGCAUCAGGUUUUUGCUUCUAACUUUGUUCUCCUGAGUUAUUAGAUAUGCAAACAUGUACAGAUAGUUCAUAUUUAUGUAUUGCACAUAAUCAUGCUACCCAGCAUCUAUGCUAUAUUGUAUUAUGUAAAUAAUAAAAAUCAUGUACAGAAGGAAA
Grus americana (Whooping crane) is the source of this 3701-nucleotide messenger RNA. It is a transcript of the gene ZFAND5, whose product is annotated as zinc finger AN1-type containing 5. The coding region runs from base 1541 to 2191 and encodes 216 amino acids. The record is from RefSeq and is a predicted model, not a curated record. Lineage: Eukaryota; Metazoa; Chordata; Aves; Gruiformes; Gruidae. The transcript has 6 exons. Gene Ontology annotation, molecular function: DNA binding; zinc ion binding.